Messenger RNA from Suncus etruscus (white-toothed pygmy shrew), 933 nucleotides. Its product is annotated as olfactory receptor 148-like. Gene Ontology annotation, molecular function: G protein-coupled receptor activity; olfactory receptor activity. Gene Ontology annotation, cellular component: membrane. The transcript has a single exon. The record is from RefSeq and is a predicted model, not a curated record. Bases 1 to 933 code for a protein of 310 amino acids. Gene Ontology annotation, biological process: G protein-coupled receptor signaling pathway. Lineage: Eukaryota; Metazoa; Chordata; Mammalia; Eulipotyphla; Soricidae.
AUGAGGAACCUCACAGAGCUGAGUGAGUUCAUCCUGCUGGGAAUUCCGCAGAGCCAGGGAGUGGAAACAAUACUCUUUCUUCUCUUCCUGUUUAUUUAUUUAUUUACCCUAAUUGGAAAUUUACUCAUCUUGACAGCAAUUGUUUCUUCCUCUGCCCUCCAUACCCCCAUGUACUUCUUCUUAGGACUGCUGUCUGUAUUUGACAUCUUCUUCCCAUCAGUGACCUGCCCCAAGAUGCUGUUCUAUCUCUCUGGCCAGAGCCGAGCCAUUUCUUACAAGGGCUGUGCCACUCAGCUCUUCUUCUACCAUUUUCUGGGAUCUACCGAGGGAUGCCUCUAUUCUGUGAUGGCCUAUGAUCGUUUCGUGGCCAUCUGCCACCCCUUACGGUACAGGCUCAUCAUGAGACCUGGAGUCUGUGUGGGUUUGGUCAUAGCAGCCUGGUCAAUUGGCUCUGUUCACGCCUCCAUCCUGACUGCCUUCACUUUUAGCCUGACCUACUGUGGCCAAAAUCAUGUGCACUACUUCUUCUGUGAUAUCCCUGCUGUCUUGCCCCUGGCCUGUGAUGAUCCGUCUCAGGCACAGACAGUGGGUUCUACAGCUGUGGGCUUCCUAGCUCUAAUGCUUUGGUUCACUGUGUGUGUCUCCUACAUUCGCAUAGGGAUUGCCAUUUUAAGAAUCCGCUCAGCAGAGGGCAGGAAGAAAGCCUUCUCCACCUGCAGUGCCCACCUCACUGCAAUCCUCUGUGCGUAUGGGCCUGUUAUCAUCAUCUAUCUGCAGCCCACGCCCAACCCAUUGCUUGGUGCCAUUGUGCAGAUAUUAAAUAACAUUGUCUCUCCCAUGCUCAACUCACUCAUCUACUCCUUAAGAAACAAUGAAGUGAAAAAGUCCUUGAAAAAAGUGUUUCACAAAAUACUACUUAUACCUCAUCAAUAA